Penicillium malachiteum is the source of this 984-nucleotide messenger RNA. RefSeq names its product flavin adenine dinucleotide pyrophosphatase. Lineage: Eukaryota; Fungi; Ascomycota; Eurotiomycetes; Eurotiales; Aspergillaceae. The transcript has 3 exons. The record is from RefSeq and is a predicted model, not a curated record. Bases 1 to 984 code for a protein of 327 amino acids.
AUGCUUAAUCGGCUCAAUCAACUCACCCGACAUUUCUUGCGUCCUUUAUAUAGACCCACUGCAGUUCUUUCAACUCCGUCCUUGAGCUCACGAUUAAGCCUGCCCGCGAUGACAUCAGCCGCGCACGCAAAGCCCAUCCACACGGCCGCGUGCCUGAUUAUCGGUGAUGAGGUCCUUGGUGGAAAGACCAUCGACACCAAUUCGCCGUUCCUCGCCAAAUUUUGUUUCGGGCUCGGUAUCCAGCUGAAGCGCGUGGAGGUUGUCCCAGAUGACGAGGAGGAUAUCAUGGAGGCGGUUCGUCGUAUGAGCGAGCGCUAUGACUUUGUCGUUACAAGUGGAGGCAUUGGGCCAACACACGAUGACAUCACCUACUCCUCAAUCGCAAAGGCCUUCAACCUGAACCUCAAGCUCCACCAACCCGCUUUCGAGCGCAUGAAGAAACUCUCCCGUCCACACCCCAUGCAGCCCAACUUCGACUGGGAAACCCCUUCCCCGGGUCUUACCGCUAAACUGCGCAUGGUUGAGCUUCCAUUCGACGAGAAAAUCCCAGCUGAGCACCAAGCUGUCUUCGUCGCUGAGGAUAUGUGGGUACCUGUUGCGAUCGUAAAUGGAAAUGUGCAUAUUCUCCCUGGUGUCCCUCGUCUCUUUGAGAAAUUGCUCGAAAACCUGAAGCCUUCCCUGAUUCCCCGUCUCUCUGACCCUGAGGGUAAGGGUACUUUCCGCUUCAUGUUCAGCACCCCUCUCCCUGAGAGUGCGGUUGCCCCAUACUUGACUGAAUUGGCAGCCAAGGUUGAGCCUCUGGGAAUCAAGGUGGGCAGCUACCCUCGUUGGGGCAAGAAGCGGAAUACCGUUACCCUUGUGGGAACGGAUAAGGCUUUUCUGGAGAGCUUGGUGAAGGAGGUUGAGGAGGGCGUUCAGGGACAGCGGGUUUCGAAGGAGGAUGAGUUGGAUCCUGCUGAGCCGGAUCAGGUUUAUAGCCAGUAG